AUGAGAGAUGUAGAAUUUAACAUUAUCUCUAAUGAAAACAGUAACAUAGAGAAAGCUAAUGAACACUGUAAAAUAGAGAAUACUUAUGAACACAGUAAAAUAGAGAAAGCUAAUGAAAACAGUAAAGUAGAGAAUACUAAUGAAAACAAUAAAAUAGAGAAUACUUAUGAACACAGUAAAAUAGAGAAUACUAAUGAACACAGUAAAAUAGAGAAUACUUAUGAACACAUAAAAACAGAGGAUACUAAUGAAAACAGUAAAGUAGAGAAUACUAAUGAAAACAAUAAAAUAGAGAAUACUAAUGAACACAGUAAAAUAGAGAAUACUAAUGAACACAGUAAAAUAAAGAAUACUUAUGAACACAGUAAAAUAGAGAAUACUAAUGAACACAGUAAAAUAGAGAAUACUAAUGAAAACAGUAAAACAGAGAAUACUUAUGAACACAGUAAAACAGAGAAUACUAAUGAACACAGUAAAAUAGAGAAUACUAAUGAACACAGUAAAACAGAGAAUACUAAUGAAAACAGUAAAAUAGAGAAUACUAAUGAAAACAGUAAAAUAGAGAAUACUAAUGAACACAGUAAAAUAGAGAAUACUAAUGAACACAGUAAAAUAGAGAAAAACAGAAUCCCUAAACGAUGA
Molecule: messenger RNA, 642 nt
Organism: Ruditapes philippinarum (Manila clam)
Lineage: Eukaryota; Metazoa; Mollusca; Bivalvia; Venerida; Veneridae
Product: GATA zinc finger domain-containing protein 14-like
Exons: 2
Coding region: 1-642 (213 amino acids)
Source: RefSeq, a predicted model, not a curated record